AUGGGAGAAGAAAGGAACCUGGGAGUGUCCCAGAAAAUGCUAUCUCCAUCUCGGAGUACAAGCAGUUCCUCCUCAAAGUUUGGAAGCCGACAGGAUAGCUGGGAGAUUGUAGAAGGCCUUCGGGGGGAAGCAAUAACUGCACCCAGGAACCACAGAAACAAGAAGGCUUCCUGUUGAAGAGAAGGAAAUGGCCUCUCAAAGGCUGGCAUAAGAGGUAUUUCUACUUGGACAAAGGAAUUUUGAAGUAUGCAAAAGGGCCAAACGAAAUGGAGAAGGGAAAACUACAUGGCCGCAUUGAUGUUGGACUUUCUGUUAUGUCAGUUAAAAAAUCAACCAAAUGCAUUGAUUUGGAUACAGAGGAACAUAUAUACCACCUCAAGGUCAAAUCUCCAGAAGUGUUUGAGGAUUGGGUAGCAAAGCUCCGUGACCAUCGGUUGUUCCGUCAGAAUGAAAUAUCUGUUUUCCCACAUGAUCUGAGUUCUCAGUUCUUCCCUAUGCUGUCAACCACUGAAUCUGCAUCUAGCUUUGAUCCAAUUUCAUCUCCACAGGAAACUCACUUCACCAGACAGAAUUCACUGAAGCUGGCAGGCAGCCGAGUCCCAGCCUGGCUCCAGUCUAACGAUGAUAUGGAUAAAUGUGCUAAAGACCUUUCACAGUGUCAGGGUUAUUUGGUGGAAAUGAGUCAACUGCUGCAAAACAUGGAGGUUCUUCAUAGGACGUACUCUGCCCCUGCAAUAAAUGCCAUCCAGGCUGGUGCUCUUGAAAGUCCAAAAAAAGAAAAAGUAAACAAGAGGAAGUGGCGGACAAAAGGGAUAAACAAAGAUUCAAAAGGUUCUCUGCAGGUACCAACAACAAUUUCUGGGAAUGUAAGGUUACAUGCUUCCAAUCCUAAUUUAUCUACAAUAGAUUAUACAGAGGAAAAGCAAUACUCAAAUGGCUCUGACAAUUCCAAUUUCUCCAAGAUGCAGGAUGACUUGUGUCAUAUUGCACACAAAGCAUAUUUUACAUUAAAAUCUGCUUAUAGCACAGUCUUGGCUGAGCGAGAGAAACUAAAGCAGCUAUUCGAACAAGACUCUUCUCCAACUGCUCAGAUACUGGGCUUGAAGAAUGCCUUAUCAGUGGCAGUAAAACAAAAUGCUGAUCUUGCAGAACGCUUGCACAGAAUUCAUGCUGAUUCUUUGCUUCAUGAUACAGCUGCUAAUGCAAACAUCAGUCCAGCUGGUUGUCAGGAGGACGCACGUGAAGAGAGCAAGCCUCUAGUUCAUCAGAUGUCCAACGAGAGUCGCUUGUCCAUCACAGAUUCCCUUACAGAGUUCUAUGACGCUCAGGAAGUUCUGCUGUCAUCUAGCUCAUCUGAAAAUGAGGUAUCAGAUGAUGACUCGUAUGUCAGCGAUAUAAGUGAUAACAUAUCAGAGGAUAAUCUAAGCAAUGACAUUGAAAGACAAUCUCUAGGUACAGAUGGGGCUUCUGUGGUGGAUGGAUUUUCAAAGCAUCGAACAUGUCUUCCUGCUCCGUGCCCAAACACAAGUAAUAUCAGUCUGUGGAACAUUCUUCGGAACAACAUUGGAAAGGACUUGUCUAAAGUGUCUAUGCCAGUACAGCUGAAUGAGCCCCUUAACACUCUACAGCGGCUGUGUGAAGAGCUGGAAUAUAGUGAAUUGCUAGACAAAGCAUCUCACACUCAGGACCCAUUUGAAAGAAUGGUUUAUAUUGCCACAUUUGCAGUAUCUGCAUAUGCACCUAGUUUCUACAGGGCUGGUAGCAAGCCAUUUAAUCCUGUGCUUGGAGAGACUUAUGAAUGUAUAAGUGAAGAGAGAGGAUUCAGGUUCAUUGCUGAGCAGGUUAGCCACCACCCUCCUGUAUCUGCUUGCCAUGCUGAUUCUGACAAAUAUAUGUUAUACCAAGAUAUCCGGUGGAAAAAUAAAUUUUGGGGGAAAUCCAUGGAAAUUGUCCCAGUUGGUACGACACACUUGAUUUUACCUGGAUUUGGGGAUCAUUAUGAAUGGAACAAGGUGACCUCUUGCAUUCACAACAUCUUAAGCGGCCAGAGGUGGAUAGAACAUUAUGGAGAGAUAAUCAUCAAGAACAUGAAAAAUGACCAUUGUCAUUGCAAAGUCACUUUUAUAAAGGCAAAAUACUGGAACCCAAAUGUGCAUGAAAUCGAAGGGACAGUGAUGGACAGGGAUGGCAAAGUGGUACACCGAAUUUUUGGAAAAUGGCAUGAGAGCAUAUUUUGUGGAUCCCCCUCUUCACCAAUUUGCAUCUGGAGGACUAAUCCAAUGCCCAAGGAAUCAGAACUAUACUAUGGCUUUACAAAGUAUGCGCUACAGCUUAAUGAAUUUGAUCCAAAGACAAAGUCACUGCUACCUUGUACUGACACUAGAUUUAGACCAGACCAAAGAUUUCUUGAAGAAGGAAAUGUGGAAGCAGCAGAAGCACAAAAACAAAGGAUAGAACAACUGCAGAGAGAAAGGAGGAGAGUACUGGACGAGAACAGUUUGGAGCAUCAGCCUCGAUUCUUCAGGAAAUCAAGUGAUGAUUCAUGGGUAACGAAUGGCACUUAUUGGCAGCUAAGGAAAGAUCCUGGAUUCUCCAAAAUGGACUGUGCAGUCUUGUGGUGA
Messenger RNA from Staurois parvus, 2621 nucleotides. Lineage: Eukaryota; Metazoa; Chordata; Amphibia; Anura; Ranidae. The record is from the annotation of a GenBank genome assembly.